AGAUGCAGAUGGUUAGCUGGACAUCCAGUCCCCAUGUUCAGAAGCCAUGAAUUCCAGAAAGUUGCUCUCAGAAACACGGAGAACGUUUCCUGCUGCUAAAGUCCCCUGCCAGCAGCCAUCGCGGAUUCUCGUCGUGGAUGUCACAUCCCCUUCCUGGAGCAACACGUGCUCUGUACUGUCGGAAGCUCUGGAAAACACACUCUGCUUGGCAUGCAGCUUGGCAGGCCCCUGCCGUGUUCCCCUGCUGAGCCUCUACGUGGUGCAGAACCAGCAGGAGUGUCUGCUUCCCUUUACGCAAGUGAAAGAAAACCUUGCACGAAUUCAAGGCUGCCUUUCAGAGCUCCGUUUGCUACCAGGAGAAGGCUGUUUCCCACAGGGGGGAAAUGGAGUGGUACAAGCUGUGCAGGAUGGAUUGCAACAGUUCAAACAAUACAGCAGACACACUGCAGCAGGAGGCUUAACAAAUAGUUCUGUUGAGAUCACAAUUUUGACUAGCCAGGCCAGCAAAGAAAUUGUAAAGCAGCUGGAAAAGAAGUUAAAAGAUAUAGACCUUAUGAGUCUGCGAAGAAUACAAGUCAUUGAGGUUUUGAAGAGAGACUUUCUGGAGCCUGAGGAUGUGGAACAGUGCAUUUCAGCAGAAGACCCCAGCAGCAACAUUGAAAUCCUGGGAAUGGACAUCGACGUGCAAACCAUAGAGGACAAUGCCAUCAGCUUGGAGAUGCUGUUUAAAACUUGGCUGCAUGACUAUGGCACAGAGAGAGAGCACCUCCAUCUCCUCCUGCCAUCAGGAGGCUUCAGCCAUGCCCCUGUACUCAGGACCACCCCAAUGUGCCUGAAGUGUGAUUUGCAGGAGAGAUUGCUCGACCCAGCUCUGCUUUCUGGGAUGGCUGAUGGCACCGUGAGAGCAGCGGGUUUGAACCCCCCCUGCCAGAUGGCAGCCUGGCCAGCGACAGCGCUGUAUAAACUCCAGGUUGUGAGGGCUCUGAAGUCUGAAGGGGUCUGUGAGUCUGUACUGUACGGCCUGCCUUUCAUCAUCAAGCCCACAAGCUGCUGGCAAUUAGACUGGGAUGAACUGGAGAUAAACCAGCACAGUUUCCAUGCCCUAUGCCACAGUCUUCUGAAAAGGAAGUGGAUGCUUUUGGCUAAAUGUGAGCCACAGAACACGAGUCCAAACUGGAACAUCGUGGUGCAUUCCUACUAUGUCAUUAUUCCUUCCGACUCUGCCACUCUACUUGUCAAAGCAGUUGCCACCAGAGAGCUUUUGUUGCCGUCAACCUUUCCAGCCCUCCUUGCUGAACAUCCUGAGAGCGUGCACGGCCCUGUAGAGAGUGCCCUGAACAGCCUGGAAGUGGAAGUUGCAUAUAACCCCUUGCACCUAAAAAGCAACCUGUACAAACACCUGAAAAGCAUGUUGUACAAACCUCUGCACAGGCAGCAGGCCCAGCACAGGGACCAGCGACCGGAGCGGCAUCAACCCAGGCAGCAUCAGAGCAAAGCCAAAGCCACAGUGACACCCCUUCUGAUGUCUGCUUCUCCUGUCCACACAUUCAGACCAGCCGCAGUGAGAAGAGACUCCUGUGAACGCUCCCUGCUCCCCAAGGAGUACGAGGAGUUCCUGCAGUGA
This is a messenger RNA of Merops nubicus (carmine bee-eater), 1624 nucleotides long. It is a transcript of the gene M1AP, whose product is annotated as meiosis 1 associated protein. Gene Ontology annotation, biological process: male meiosis chromosome separation; meiosis I; spermatogenesis. The transcript is spliced from 9 exons. The coding region runs from base 47 to 1624 and encodes 525 amino acids. The record is from RefSeq and is a predicted model, not a curated record. Lineage: Eukaryota; Metazoa; Chordata; Aves; Coraciiformes; Meropidae.